This is a messenger RNA of Centropristis striata (black sea bass), 2701 nucleotides long. RefSeq names its product HDGF like 3 (gene hdgfl3). Gene Ontology annotation, molecular function: double-stranded DNA binding; transcription coregulator activity. The record is from RefSeq and is a predicted model, not a curated record. Bases 369 to 992 code for a protein of 207 amino acids. The transcript is spliced from 6 exons. Gene Ontology annotation, biological process: regulation of transcription by RNA polymerase II. Lineage: Eukaryota; Metazoa; Chordata; Actinopteri; Perciformes; Serranidae. Gene Ontology annotation, cellular component: nucleus.
UUUGUAUUGAAAAUCACCUUUAACACAGUAUGUUUAAGCAACUACCCGUGAAAUAAAUAUUAAAAAGCAUUGCUCUUAUUUCGAUGACAGGAAGUUUGAUUUGUACAAUUUCUGUCAGACUUUGCGUUUCUUACAGGUACCUACUCCAACUUAGGCCAUUCUCGGUUACGUUUACACCUGAAUUAGUGCGUAAGGGGAUAGCCCUCUCCCAGGCCCCGUUUUCCGCGUUUUUUAAUUAUUUAUUUCCGUGUAAACUGCAGCCUUGAUAUAAAAACAUUGAUGGUCGAUAAUUUAGCCCUGCGCUGAGGGCCCCGGGGAGAACCGCGAAGGAUUAUAAAGUCUUAAAAACAUCCGUAUUUAUCAGCGACAUGGCUCGUCCACGGCCGCGGGAAUACAAGGCAGGAGAUCUGGUUUUCGCUAAGAUGAAGGGAUACCCGCACUGGCCGGCGAGGAUUGAUGAGCUUCCAGAAGGAGCUGUCAAACCGCCCGCCAACAAGUACCCUAUCUUCUUCUUUGGGACCCAUGAAACUGCAUUCUUGGGCCCGAAGGAUCUUCUGCCCUACAAGGAGUACAAAGACAAAUUUGGCAAGUCCAACAAGAGGAAAGGCUUCAACGAGGGCCUGUGGGAGAUUGAGAACAACCCAGGAGUCAAGUUCACAGGCUAUCAGGCCAUCCAGCAACAGAGUUCAUCAGAAACAGAAGAGGGGGGAAACACUGCUGAUGGCAGCAGUGAGGGCGAGGAGGGCGACUCUGUUGACGAGGAAGAUGACAAGGAAAAGUUGAAGGGAGACAAGACGGGAUCCAAACGGAAAAAGACAGCCACCUCCAAGAAAUCCUCCAAGCUGUCGAGGAUCUCAUCUGGAGAGGAUGACCUGGAGAAGGAUGGGAAAGAUGACGACCAGAAGAGCGGCUCAGAGGGAGGGGACCCGGACAACGACUGCCUCCAGAAUACCACUGUCAGUAAGAACCAGCUGCUUCUAGAAGAACAUUAAGUGAAGAAAGCCUGAAAGGGAAAUCAUUCUUUGUAGCUGUGGUAUUGGAAAGGUGAAUCUACAACAUUUCUCAUCAGCACCAUCUACUGGCUGCCAUUGUCUCCUCCACUUCUCUGUUGGACUUCCAGUAUGUGUUUGUAUGAAAGAUGCACCCAUACGGACACUGGCAUCGGCAUCAUGUGGAUGCCAGGGUAUAACUGGGCAUUACGUCACACGUUUUUUAGCACUUAAACCUAAUGCCAAGGGCCAGGUCAGAACUCCAAGGUAAGCAUUUGUCAUCCUGAACUCCCUCUAAUCUCUAAAAUAGAUUAAGAUUUUAAUCACUUUUAUCCACUGACUCUAAAUGAUUAAUUUAUGCUUAACUACAGUGGCCCACAGGUCACAUAAUAACAUGAAAGGCCCUCUCUACAGCCAGUUUGCUUUGUCCUUUUGGGCUACUGUAGAAACAUGGCAGUGCAACAUGGUUUGAUUCUUAGUUUUAAGUGAUUAUACACCAAUGGAUACAUGAUUGUAAUGAGUAUAAUUCAUUUCUGCCAAAAGAUCCCCCGAAAUCCUUCACACUGCUCCUUUAACUACUUGCCUUUGUCAAGUUCUAUUUAGGGCUGCACGAUUAUGGCCAAAAUGAUAAUCACGAUUAUUUUGAUCAAUACUGUAAUCAAAAUUAUUAAUCAUGAUUAUUCAUUAUGUUAGGGAAUACAUCUGUAUAUUUAUUGCACUACUUUUAAACAAACAACAGGAACAGUUUUUAGCGUGUGCACAGGGUGUCAGGUGCUUGUUGUAAACAAACAGUUUAAGGCUAAGUGAACAGCAGCAGCACAUACACACUGUACUGCUACACAGCUAACUGUAAGCCUAUUAGCACUUUGCAGACUGAACACUAAGGGGUUAAUAUCCCCUCCGGCUCUGCAGCUGGGAGAGACUGCUGCAGGAGGUCUGUGCCGUUUUGACUCGCGGCCGUGGGGAAGGGAGGCUCGUUAAGAAGAGUGAGAACGAGUUUCCAAAAGUCUCCAAUAACACCAGAAUAAGCCGCUGGAUUUGUCGCCAGUAGCUUUUUUUGAAAAAUAGUCGCUAAGGGGGUCGCUAAAUAUAGCAAAAAAGUCGCUAAGUUGGCAACACUGCUUUGCCGGCUUUUACAAUUGGCGCGUGUUGUUGUGGCGUCGAGUACUACGUCACAUCCUGCUUAACGUUCUAUCCAAUCAGCAACCAGGCUUUUUUCAGGGGAGAAAAACGGCCCCGCCCCCUGGUGGUUGGUGGACUACUGGUGUAGAAAGUGCUUGAUUAGAUAUGAAGGACAGCCGUAUUUUAAAAUGGAAAUAUCGCCAACGAUCAGGUUAAUUUAAUCGUGGCAGCCAAAAUUGUGAACACAAUUAAAAUCUGAUUAAUUGUGCAGCCCUAGUUCUAUUGGAUACAAUUAGGCAUUGUUAUAUAUCUAGCUACUAGGCUCAGAUUAUAAUAGCCCAAUCCCCCUUGUAUAACCUGUUAAGUGAGAUUUAUUUGUUAAACUGUUGCCAGGAUGUGUGGGUGCCACCUUUAAUAACUGCAGGAAUAGAAUUGAAUCUGUUUCUUCAUUGUAAAACAUAAGAGUGAAAUAUCCAUCUUUUAAAAGCUUUACCUAUUUUGGUUGUAUGUGUUAGAACACUUAUUUCCGGAUAUAUUGGAGCACAUAAUUACACAUCCAAAACAGUAAUUUAAAGCCUAAAUUACUAUAA